Molecule: messenger RNA, 813 nt
Organism: Penicillium canescens
Lineage: Eukaryota; Fungi; Ascomycota; Eurotiomycetes; Eurotiales; Aspergillaceae
Exons: 1
Coding region: 1-813 (270 amino acids)
Source: RefSeq, a predicted model, not a curated record
AUGGCGGUGCUACAGGAAGCGCUCUGGUGCGAACAAACGGGAUUCCAUGCCCAGAAUGCCACAAGUCAUUCAAAGUAUGGAAAAGUCUUGUUCGGCAUUAUCACAUUCGUAUGCAUGGUCUUCUUCCUUUCGUUUGCCACGUCGUCUCACUGUAUUACAGAUGUCAGAUGCUAUGAAGUUUGCUGUGACCGUAUCUUCAAGCGAGUCAGCUUAUACAUCAACCACAAAUGCGACCUUCCCAAAGCCAUCACGCGUCGAGAAGAUCUCAAAAGACUGUCCGAGGAAAGACUUGAAGAGUCUCUGGCCAUUCCAGAACCUCGUCUAUACAUUUCUAAGCGACGCAAAACACGCAGAUAUUUUGCUCACCAACGUAACCCUGGUCCUUGUCCUCACCCAGUCGGGCUGCCUGAGACGUCUCUUGACGUUGAAAGUAUGAAUAAACCUGCGUCAUCUACCGAUACGUCUAACCUUGCUUCGUCAGUAGACGCCUCGCACUUGGAAUACGGUCUUUCAUCAAAUGUGUCAUUUGAUUUCUGCGCCGGCGCAUCGCUAAACAUGCCCACAGGCCCUACUUUCGCUACACAACCCACUGCUACAUUUCCUACCUAUGGUUCUGGUGCACGAGCACCUCUUAUGUUCAAGGGUACGAUAAGCGGGCCCCAGCAUGACGGCAUGUUUCUUCCAUCUGAGCGAGCUGCAUUCUUCUCAGAAGGCCUAGAAAGAGAACCUGGCGUUGCUAGCGCUCACGGAGGCCCAGAAUGGAUUUCUGGACACGGAAGCUUCUCAGGACUCAAUUUUGGAACGCAAAAUUGA